Molecule: messenger RNA, 702 nt
Organism: Condylostylus longicornis
Lineage: Eukaryota; Metazoa; Arthropoda; Insecta; Diptera; Dolichopodidae
Gene: Svip
Exons: 4
Coding region: 153-404 (83 amino acids)
Biological process (GO): positive regulation of autophagy; negative regulation of retrograde protein transport, ER to cytosol; negative regulation of VCP-NPL4-UFD1 AAA ATPase complex assembly
Cellular component (GO): endoplasmic reticulum membrane
Source: RefSeq, a predicted model, not a curated record
UACAUUUUCAUUUACAGUUUCUUUAACUUUAUAAACAAAGAGCUAAAAAGUAAAAGUUAAUAAAUAUUUAACGUCUGGCAACUAAGACUUAUUGCCUUUUGAUAUUUGAACAUUAUUAAAGAGAAAAUUCAUUAGAACAAAUUAACAUUAAAAUGGGUAUUUUCUUGUCGUGUUGUAGAGGAUCUAACGAAGAAGAAGAUUCACUUACAGUUUCUGUGGAACAAAGAAGGAAACAAGCAGAAGAAGCUGCUGAAAGAAGACGACUUGAGAAUGAAAGACGUGGCAUAAAAGAUCCUGAAAAAUUCAAAAGGCAACAGGCUAAAGCUCAAGAAAUGGAGAAACGAGAAAUGGAAGCAGCGAAAAUUGGAGGUGGCAAUCCCAAUUUGAGAUGGACCCAAGACUAAGAUUAUUUUCGAGACUUUAAAAAAAAAUAUUAUGGAAGCAAAUCCAAAGAAAAGAUUUUGAUGUUUGUUGGCUUUAACUACACGACAGUUAUUUGUUUUUAAUACUUAAAACUACAUAAUGUGUGUGUGCAAUAUAUUUACAUAUUUUACAUUUAUUGCAUUAAGUGCUAAUAUUGUUUUAUAUAUUUUUACUUACAACUUUUCUACAUACAUAUAUACUUUAUUAUAUUAUAAAGAAAAUACGAAAAUAUAUAUAUAUAUAUUUAUAAAUGUUAUAAAAAAAUUUUGAUAUAUUUAA